UUCCUGUGUAUUCGGCGUCAACGCGGUUGAGAUUUCAGUCAUUUGACUUCUCUGUGAAGAAGAAGAAAGUCUGGAUUAAGCGUGGACUCUGGUAAAGUGAAAGCCAACCCCUGUUUUUGCUGCAGACAUGAAAUUCAAGAUACGGCCAGCAACAAAAGAAGACUGCAAAGAAAUAUCGAGGAUGAUAUUAGAGUUGGCGGUUUAUGAAAAAAUGCCUGACCAAGUAAAGAUCUCUCAUGAAGAACUGGAGCGUGACGGGUUCUGCCAGAAUCCCUUCUUUGAAUGCCUUGUUGCAGAAGUACCCGAGAAGCAUAAAUCUAAAGAAGGAUUCACAGUUGUUGGAUAUGGCCUUUACUUUUACACUUACAGCACAUGGAAAGGACGGACAGUGUAUUUGGAGGACCUGUACGUGAUGCCAGAAUUCAGAGGAAAUGGCAUUGGCAAGGGUUUACUGAGCAAAGUAGCAGAGGUGGGGAAAAAGAAGCAGUGUGUGCGACUGCAGCUGUCUGUGCUGGACUGGAAUACUCCCUCUCGAGACUUCUAUGCUGCUAAAGGGGCUCAGGACCUCACCGCCAGCGAAGGCUGGCACUUUAUACGUUUUGACGGACAAAACCUAGACAAUUUAGCAAAUGAAGCACCUAAAGAUUAGACGUUGUCUAAGGAAAAUAUGUAUCUUGCUGUGACAAAGCAAGCUUUUAUUUAUGUCUUCCGCCAUAAAAAUUCAACUUUUACAAACGGC
Micropterus salmoides (largemouth bass) is the source of this 739-nucleotide messenger RNA. It is a transcript of the gene sat2b, whose product is annotated as spermidine/spermine N1-acetyltransferase family member 2b. NCBI's taxonomy places the organism in Eukaryota, Metazoa, Chordata, Actinopteri, Centrarchiformes, Centrarchidae. Gene Ontology annotation, molecular function: N-acetyltransferase activity. The record is from RefSeq and is a predicted model, not a curated record. The transcript is spliced from 6 exons. The coding region runs from base 128 to 649 and encodes 173 amino acids.